Messenger RNA from Ochotona curzoniae (black-lipped pika), 5665 nucleotides. It is a transcript of the gene MTUS1, whose product is annotated as microtubule associated scaffold protein 1. Gene Ontology annotation, cellular component: nucleus; cytoplasm. The record is from RefSeq and is a predicted model, not a curated record. Gene Ontology annotation, molecular function: microtubule binding. The coding region runs from base 97 to 4008 and encodes 1303 amino acids. Lineage: Eukaryota; Metazoa; Chordata; Mammalia; Lagomorpha; Ochotonidae. The transcript has 14 exons.
GCUGAGAACUUUGGAAAUGGGCCAUUUCUCCUUCUCUUCUGCAAGAAGAAAUUGAAGAAGACCUAAAAGAGCAGAGGUUUAAAGUUAACAUCCAGAAUGAAUGAUGGUAGUUUGGGUGAUAAGACAGAAGAUGAACCACGAUCCCAGCUUACCAGUGAGGAAAGUGUAACUACAGAUGUGUACAGCCAGCGGUCGCCUUCUCUGCAGCAAUCCCCAAGCAACCAUGUGACCUGGGGUUGUACCAGCAUGGAUGACAUGGUGGUAGACUGUGAAACCAGUCCUGCUGUGGACAGUGGUGAAAAUCAUUCUCUCCGCCAUCAGUGUGCUGAAAUACUUGAUCACCCCAAAUCCUCACGUGAUUUCAUGAGGAAUCAGAUGUCACAGAGGCGUGAGGUUUCCAUGUGUCCGUCUUCUGUCCUGGGGAACACAGGAGCUCCCCAGUACCUGCAUGACAGCUGUCACCCCCUGGAAGCAGUUCAGGACAGUGUUGAGUCCUCACCACCCUCUGUGUGGAAGUCUAACUGUGACAUGAAUUGUACAGACUGCUCUGCCCUCUUGGAGCUAAACCAGACAUUUGACCUUCAAGUGGAAAAGACUAACUGCACCUUUGUAACUCAUCAUGCCAUUGAAAAUCCUCAGUCUUUGCACACCCCUGGAAGCCUGCAGCAGACCAGAAGGGGAAGUGGAGGUACAUCUUCAUUCUCUUCAACUUGGACAUCUUCCCAAUCUGAUAGGUUGCAUGUGAGAGAAGCUAGUUAUGAAAAAAAAGUCUUGGCAAACACUCAAGCUGAACCACUACCGACCCAAGACGCGGCAUACGUGUUCUCUGAUGUGCUGAUGCAAACUGAGGCUGUGGUUCCAGAAUUUGGAAAUGGGUGUCAGUAUUCUUCAGGAAUGGUCACCAGUGAGUACACAGUUGGAUCACAGCAUCAGCUCUCUGCAGAAAAAGAGAUACACACUGUAGCACCAGCCUCCGAUGGCACACAAGUCCCCAGCGGGUCUGUACUACCGGAGUGUUUUUGUGUACCUAAAAAGGAGCCAAAUGGUGAGAUACAUUCAGUGAGCUCAUAUGGGCAGAAGGAAAUGGACCAAACUCUAAGAGAAACAGUGUCUAAUUGUUGCAUUGAUUAUGAGUGCCCUGUCCUGGUGCCAACUUUUGGUAAAAGUGGAGCCCGAGUGUUGAACUCGGAGCAUGAAGUCAUUGUGACUGAAGAUGCACAAAGUGCCUCCAAUGAGAAGGAUUCCAGAUUCCAAGAUCAGACCAUAGAAUUGAUGCUGAGUAGCCCACCGGCACAGAAGGUAAUUUCAUCACUUGACUUGACUUGGGAUGCAAAUGAUAUGCUCAUUAGCCCAGAUAACUCUGUCUAUGUGUCAACACCAGUGCUGGAACACACAAAUGCAGGAUUUUGUGUUUCUCCUAUCACAGCAACAGAGAACUGUAAUAAAGCGGGAAAGAAUAUCCGUGAGCUUAAACAUUUACCAGACUUGAAGGAGACAACCAUGAAUAUAUCUAAAUGUAGUCUGGGAAGAUCAACAGCCAAAACAAAUAUGCCUAUAGGCAGCAAAUUUAGAAAGGCUGAAAUUAUAAGUUACCCAAGACCAAACUUCAAGAAUGUAAAAGCCAAAGUUGUAUCUAGAUCGGUGUUGCCUCCCAAGGACCCUGCUUUACCGAAGGGCACACUUAAGCCUCAGUUGACCAGUGGUUCAUCUCCCUCAUCAGGGUCUUCCUCAAAACCGUUGACAGUCCUGAACAAAGCCCCGAGAUCUGACUUGAGUACGAACACAAAAGCAGGAAUCCUAAUUAACAAGAUGCAUAAGCAGCAGUUUAAUAAGCUCAUUACUAGCCAGGCUGUGCAUGUCACAACUCAUUCUAAAAAUGCCUUGCACAAGGUUCCAAGAACAACAUCUGCUGUGAAAUCGAAUCAGGAAGAUGUUGACAGAGCAAGUUCUUCUAACCCAGCAUGUGGGACUGGGUCUGUGGCUGCUUUUCUCCAAAAGAUGCAAGGCAUGGAAAGUGCGGAAUGUCCGGAAGUGACGUAUGUUUCCCAUGUCGAACGGAUUAGCCCUGAAAAGAAGGGUGAAAAAGAAAAUGAGACACCUAAGGAGAAACAAGAGCUGAAAAAGGAAAUCCUGAAUAAGACUUUUGAAUAUGGCUCUCUGUUUUUGGGUUCUGCUUCAAAAUCUGCAACCCCCUCGGGGAGGAGCAUAUCCAAGCCAGACUCCUGCGGUUUGAGGAAAACACCUGGCCCCAAAUCCAAAGGGGGGCCUUCUGUUUCCUGCCUGAGGCGGAACAGCGAGGGCAGGAGCCUGGGUUCGGAGCGGGCCUUGUCCCCACAGAGGAUCAGGCGGGUGUCCGGUUCGGGAAAACCUACAUCCUCGAAGACGGCACAGCCCUCUUGGAUGAACUUGCCUAGGCCGCUCCCCAAAUCCAAAGCAUCGUUGAAGAGCUCAGCGUUGCGGAAGACGGGGAGCACCCAUUCGAUCGCCAGCUCCCACAGUGAGCUCAGCACAUACAGCAGUAACUCUGGGAAUGCUGCUGCCAUCAAGUAUGAGGAGAACCCUUCCAAGCCAGCAUUUCAGAAGACCUCCUCAGCAUCCUUGUACCUGAAGCCCUUGGUCCCCAGAGCUCAUGCGCACCUGCUGAAGACUCCGCCCAAAGGUCCAUCAAGGAAAAAUAUAUUUACAGCUUUUAAUGUGGUUGAAAAGAGCAGGCAAAAAAACUCCCGGAGUUUAUGCAUCCAGACACAGACAUCUCCAGAUGUGCUUUCCUCUGAAAGAACACUCGAAUUGGCACAAUAUAAAACAAAAUGCGAAAACCAAAGUGGAUUGAUCCUGCAGCUCAGGCAGCUUCUGUCCCGAGGCAAUGUCAAGUUGGAAGCCCUGACGGUUGUGAUCCAGCACUUCCUGUCUGAGCGAGAGGAAGCCCUGAAACAACACAAAACCCUAUCCCAAGAACUCGUGAACCUCCGGGGAGAGCUCGCUACCGCUUCAACCACUUGUGAGAAAUUAGAAAAAGCCAGGAGUGAGUUACAGGUGGCGUACGAGUCAUUCGUCCAGAAGCUCAAGCAGCAACACCAGACCGACCGGACGGAGCUAGAGGACCGGCUUAAGGAAUUCUACACCAAGGAGUGCGAGAAGCUGCAGAACAUUUACAUUGAGGAAGCUGAGAAGUAUAAGACUCAAUUGCAGGAGCAGUUUGACAACUUAAAUGCUGCCCACGAGAGCACUAAGUUGGAAAUUGAAGCCAACCACUUGGAGAAAGUGGAGUUGCUGAAGAAGGCCUAUGAAAGCUCCCUUUCAGAAAUUAAGCAGAGCCAUGAAUUGGAAAAGAAAUCGCUGGAAGAUUUGCUCACCGAGAAGCAGGAAUCUCUAGAGAAGCAAAUCAGUGACCUGAAGAAUGAAAAUAAUGCUUUAAACGAAAAGCUGAAAGCAGAAGAACAAAAAAGAAUCGCAAGGGAGAAGGCAAAUUCGAAAAGCCCUCAGCUCAUGUAUCUGGAGCAAGAGCUUGAAAGCCUGAAAGCUGUGCUAGAGAUCAAGAAUGAGAAGCUGCGUGAACAGGAUGUCAAGUUAAUGAAAAUGGAGAAGCUGGUGGACAACAACACAGCAUUGGUUGACAAACUGAAGCGCUUCCAGCAGGAGAAUGAGGAGCUGAAAGCACGCAUGAACAAGCACAUGGCCAUUUCCAGCUCUCCACAGAGCAGGCCGUCCUGCAGGAGUCGCUCGAGAAGGAGUCCAAAGUCAACAAGCGGCUCUCCAUGGAGAACGAGGAGCUGCUGUGGAAGCUGCAGAACGGAGACCUGUGCAGCCCUAAGAGGUCACCCACGUCCUCAGCCAUCCCCUUCCAGUCACCCAGGAAUUCAGGCUCUUUCCCCAGCCCCAGCGUGUCCCCCAGAUGACGCUUCUGGAAAGCAGCAGUGCCAUCUGGGAGCGUCUGGAGGCAGAUCUGCAGGACCCGAAAAAUGGACACGGGAGCAAGAGCUGCGUGAGCUCAUGGCACGUGACCCGUGACCGUGGGAUAGCUGGAAAGGCACCUCCCCCGGGAUCGGCUCUGGGGGAAACAGACUCGGCAGGAAGACUGCAGGCUCCCACCCAGUGACUGGUCCAGACAAGGUUUUGGAAUCGCCGUGGACAUUGUUGCACAAAGCACUUAGAGAAUGACAGAAUCUUGUUCAUUGCCUUUUCCACCUAAGCGUAAGGGGAAAAACUCUCAGGGGCUUAUUAUGAUAAAGAUUUAUAACCUUUAUAAUGUCCUUCACCACAGACACCUUCUUGUGAUUUCUACUUUGGUCUGACUGCAGGUGCAGGGAGCGUAUGCAUGAGAUGGAUGGAAGAGUGUUCUGUGUCUGACACAGCUGGCCUUGCUGUACAGUGAAGGCCAAGUCUGUCUGUAUGCACUCAUCCAGGAAUGGUCUUGUGUCCACAUUUCAGCCAAAGCCAUAGCGGAAAAAGCAAUAGUUGCUUGAAUGACAGUUGCUCAUCACCAACUUUGCUCAGCUCUUGGACAUGGCAGAAAGAGACAGAACAUGCCUGGCCCGUCAGUGUCUGUAGUUCUCUUUCUGGAGCAACUUGGUGGUUUUUCCCAUGUUCAGCCAUGUCUGUUGAAUCUAGCUAGACUUUUUUUUUUUUCUGAGAGGUUUUUCUUAUCCACAUGAACCUAAUACUAUAUGAUGACCCAUUUUCUCAGGCUAUGAGCAAAUGUAGAGCCCUAGUUCUUUUUUUAAAAAAAUCUGUAUAGAAAACAAGGGCAGUAUGAAUGAUUGUUGUACCUUGUUUUUUUACCCUGGUCUAAGCUAUCUUGACAGAUCUGAACUCGUCUUCUCUCCUAGUAUCCUCUCCUCCCUCUGCUUUUCCCUGCCUCAAAAGCAAACCUCCAACUUCCCACCUGCUUCUCUGGACUGAGGUUAAAGGAGUGUUUUCUCCAGAGCCAGCUCUUCAUCAAGGUGCUGACAUCAUUUCUCAAACACAUGGAGAUCUGAACCUGAUAACAUUUUGGAAAAUGAAGAAUGAGACGGUCACUGGCUUGUAGCAGACAGACAGAACUCGGCACUCGCGAAUGAGUCGAUGCACCUUGCUUCAGCCAGUGUUUGGGUCUCCUAAACAGUCGGGGAAAAGAUUUUUUUCAGGUACCCUCUGUCUUUGGGACGCGAGCAGAAUGGCAGCCACUGAGGGGAAUUUGUGGUUUUUACAACUCUUCACCAAGGUUCAUUUCAAUUUAUUUUCAAAACUUCACUUAUAACCUCCCCUAGUUCUAAGCCUUUCGGAGCACUGGAGGAGGACCCGUGGCUUCCCCUCCCUCUCCCUGCAUGUGACAUCAGUAUUUACUAAUCAGCAUACAAGUAACCCCUGUGGUAAAGCAGAUUGCGGUUACUACAGGGGGGUAUUUGACAUGAUUUCUAUGUAUGCUAUGUAGCAAAUGGAUAUCCACCAUGCUGUCUGAUUUUUAGUGAUUGUAUCUGCCGUCUUUAAGCUCCCAUAGUUUCUUUUGUAUGUUACCCUUCCUACUGCUGGUAAAUGAGAAUGUAGAUCUACUGCCCCCUCCUGGAAUAUCUCUGCUCAUGCACUCUAGUUCUCAAGGACUUUAGCCAAAGUUGGGUCAGCUGUUCUUCCCCUGCACUCGGUAAGUCUUGUGCUCUUCCCUGCUGUUCUUCAUCCCAUGUAAGUGUCU